This is a messenger RNA of Saimiri boliviensis boliviensis (Bolivian squirrel monkey), 2241 nucleotides long. It is a transcript of the gene SLC45A2, whose product is annotated as solute carrier family 45 member 2. Gene Ontology annotation, molecular function: sucrose:proton symporter activity. Gene Ontology annotation, biological process: transmembrane transport. Gene Ontology annotation, cellular component: membrane. The record is from RefSeq and is a predicted model, not a curated record. Lineage: Eukaryota; Metazoa; Chordata; Mammalia; Primates; Cebidae.
UGUCUGUAAAUAAAUAUAUAUACAAAAGAUUGUGUUUCCUACAACUCAGAAUUUUGAUUUGAACUCAGGGUCCAGCAAGGAAAAUAUAACUCGUUUAAAGUCUUUAAAACCAGAGGAAAUUUAAUGUAAAGAAUUCCACUGAUGAUGAAAGAGUAGAGAAACCCAGGAGAUAGUGAGGCAACCCAGAUAUGAACAAAACUAGAAGCCAGGGCCACAAAACUAGAAGCCAAGGCUGCAGGGGUGAUGGGAAAGUUGGUGUUACCUGGAUCCAGAAGCCAAAGUUGCUGGACCCACCUUGGAGACACAGACACUGCCAGCAAUCUCUCAGGGAGGAGAAAGAAAUCUAAGGAAAUAUCCUGGCCGCUUUUCUUCUCUCUCACCUCUACUCUUCCUACCAGUGCUUCCUAUUGGCCAAAUCUACCUAGAAGCCAGAAAACAAGGGAACCCUGGAAAUGUAGCCCCAUAAGAUAAAGAGCACCAAAGGAAAUUGAGCUGAGCAGACAGGCAGCUGACUGGCAGCACAAAAUCUCCACGUCAAAUCCGGUUUGAAGCACAGACCCUAGCACCACGCAGGAGGUGUUCCUCUCCCAGUGGCCAUGGGUGGCAACAGUGGGCAGGCCGGCCACCACAUCUAUAAAUCCCUAGCUGAUGAUGGCCCCUUUGACCCUGUGGAGCCUCCUAAAAGACCCACCGGCAGACUCAUCAUGCACAGCAUGGCCAUGUUUGGACGGGAGUUCUGCUAUGCGGUGGAGGCAGCGUAUGUGACCCCAGUCCUGCUCAGCGUGGGUCUGCCCAAUAGUCUGUACAGCAUGGUGUGGUUCCUCAGCCCCGUCCUGGGAUUCCUGCUGCAACCUGUGGUCGGAUCAGCUAGUGACCACUGCCAGUCCAGGUGGGGCCGCCGGAGACCCUACAUCCUAACCCUGGGAGUCAUGAUGCUGGUAGGCAUGGCUCUGUACCUCAAUGGGGAUGCCGUGGUAGCAGCUUUGAUUGCUAACCCAAGGAGGAAGCUGGUUUGGGCCAUAAGUGUCACCAUGAUAGGUGUGGUUCUCUUUGAUUUUGCUGCUGACUUCAUUGAUGGGCCCAUCAAAGCCUACUUAUUUGAUGUCUGCUCCCAUCAGGACAAGGAGAAGGGCCUCCGCUACCAUGCCCUCUUCACAGGUUUUGGAGGUGCCAUGGGUUACCUUUUGGGUGCUAUAGACUGGGCCCAUCUGGAACUGGGAAGACUGCUGGGUACAGAAUUCCAGGUCAUGUUCUUCUUCUCUGCGUUGAUGCUCACUUUGUGUUUUAUUGUUCAUCUGUGCAGUAUCUCUGAAGUCCCACUUAUAGAUGUUGCAAAGGACAUUCCCCCACAGCCAACCCCUGAGGACCUUCUAUUGUCAUCAGAUGGAAUGUACGAAUAUGGUUCUAUCGAGAAAGUUAAAAAUGGUUAUGUAAAUCCAGAGCUGGCAAUGCAGGGAGCAAAAAACAAAAAUUGUGCUGAACAGACUCACAGGUCAAUGACAUUAAAGUCACUGCUGAGAGCACUGAUGAGCAUGCCUCCCCACUACCGCUACCUUUCCAUCAGCCACCUCAUUGGAUGGACUGCCUUCCUGUCCAACAUGCUCUUCUUCACAGAUUUCAUGGGCCAGAUUGUGUACCAUGGGGAUCCCUAUAGUGCACACAACUCCACGGAGUUUCUUAUCUACCAAAGAGGAGUCGAGGUCGGAUGUUGGGGAUUGUGCAUCAACUCUAUAUUUUCCUCACUUUAUUCUUACUUUCAGAAAGUUUUGGUAUCCUACAUUGGAUUAAAGGGGCUUUACUUCACAGGAUAUUUGCUGUUUGGCCUGGGGACAGGAUUUAUUGGGCUCUUCCCAAAUGUCUACUCCACCCUGGUCCUGUGCUGCCUAUUUGGUGUAAUGUCCAGCACCCUGUACACCGUGCCCUUUAACCUCAUUACUGAGUACCACCGAGAGGAAGAAAAGGAGAGGCAGCAAGUCCCAGGAGGGGACCCAGACAACAGCGUGAGAGGGAAGGGCGUGGACUGCGCCACCCUCACCUGCAUGGUGCAGCUGGCUCAGAUCCUGGUUGGAGGUGGCCUGGGCUUUCUGGUCAACGCAGCUGGGAGUGUCGUCAUCGUGGUGAUCACAGCGUCUGCGGUGGCACUGAUAGGCUGUUGCUUUGUGGCUCUCUUUGUUAGAUACGUGGAUUAGGUCAAUAAAGAGACAAUGACCCUAAUCUCGGACACAGUGAAGCACAUGGCAG